This is a messenger RNA of Paramecium octaurelia, 1786 nucleotides long. NCBI's taxonomy places the organism in Eukaryota, Ciliophora, Oligohymenophorea, Peniculida, Parameciidae. The record is from the annotation of a GenBank genome assembly.
AUGCACUAAGAAUUAAAUUGUCCUCGUUGUGAGAUUGCAUUUGACAUCUAUGAUCGUACACCAUAAAUGCUACCAAAAUGCGGUCAUUCUAUGUGCAUGCAAUGUCUUCGUGAGCAAACCAAGAUAAUCUGUCCUGAAGACGGGUAAAGCAGUAGCUCUAAUUUCUAAGAAUUGUCUAGCCACAAGAUCUGAAUCUCUACCCCGUCAAUCAGGCCAUUUUGAAAAUAAUCAACAAGUCUAGUCUCAAGAACUCACAAAUCGAUUCUACUGAGUUGGGCGAAACAGUGAGACUCUCUAAAUGCGAGAAUUUCUUUGAAAUCAUGGAAUCUACAUCUCUCUGUAAAGAACACAACAAGAAGAUCGAAUUAGUGUGUCUGGAAGAUCACAAUAAAAUCUGUGUCAAUUGUGCUUUGUUUGGUGGUCACAAGCAUCACAAUGUUAGAAACAUCGAUGUAAUUCAAAUCUAUUUAAAAAUAGGAAGUCAUUUCAGAAAUCUAGCAUUCCCUCGAAGAAACUGUAGAUCUGAUGCAACAAAUACAAUCCAAAAUUAAAUCCCUCAAAUAACCAAUUAUUAACAAAAAGAUACGCGACUAAAUACGAGUUUGUAUCAAGCAACAACAAUCCCAGGCUGAAGAAUAAUUCAAAGUACCCUUAUAUCGCUAUAAAAAUCUAAGGAAAUGAUAACUCAAUUAAUGAUGAAAUAACGAAAAGUAGUCGAAGAGAUUGAGCAAAAAUACAAAUAAGUAGAAGAUCAACUAAUAAAACGAGAACAACAGUAUGUCAAUCAAGUAGUCGAAAAAGCAGACUUAUGGAUGUUAGCGUAAUUCCUCAUCUUUAUAGUGCAUAGUUCUCAAGAACGGAUCAAUUAGUUCGCCUCCUUAACUGAAAAAGGGGAAAUCGCCUUCUUCCUUCUCUAGAAAGACACUUCUAAUACUCAGGCAAAAUAAAUUAUAGAGGAAUUGGAGGAUUUCAUGAAGAAAUUUCAAACCAGAUUGCAAGAGGUUACUCAAGGUUAAGUUACUCCUUAGGUGCACUUGAGUAAAGAAUUAAUGGGAAAUUUUGAAUACAAUUAUCCUCAAGUACAAUAAUCAUUUUUUGACGAUCCAAAUAUCUUGAGAGAUGUUUCAAUGAUUGAUCAAAGUUUUUUAAAGGACAUUGAUGACAAACCUCCUCAUAAUGAAUUUUUGACUCAUAAUUUAUUAAAUCCUCAACCUUUAUAUCAAUCUCAAUCUGCUCUCCAAUCAUAACCUUCAUCCAACAACAUUUCAUAAAAUACCAUAAGUCCUAAUCAUGAGAAGAAAUCAUCACAAAACGAAACACUAAUAUCUCCGAAAUUAAGAAGACAAUCUUCAAUGUCUCCAAAAAGACCCACAAAAAAGAAGUUUAAUACUAAAGUCGAAUCCAUUUUAUUAAAUUGCAAUGGAGACACCUUAGACCUCUCUUAAUAAGGUAAUACAUCCUUCUAUAACCUGUAGAUUUGGGAGAUGAUGGAAUGAUUCUCUUGGAAGAAUUUAUCAAAAAUAAGAAGCUUAAGAUCCUGAAAUUGAUGCGAAACAAGAUCAGUGACACUGGAGCAUCAAAAUUACUAGAAAUACAUUGCCAAACAUUGCAUUUGUAAUCCAAUGUGAUUACGGAAAGGUUCCUGGAUUUAAUUUACUAAUUAAUAUAAAAACAGACCUAAAUUCAUAUUAAAACCAUCUAUUUGGGCUAAAAUCUAAUGAAUUUAUUUAGAGUAAAGAAAAAAAUAGAGGAUUUAAAGAAGUUAGGCAUAACUAUUUAAAUAUGA